CGCCGCCGCUCGGGUUUUGAUUUCCUCUUUCUUCUCUGAUUUUAAGAAGUGAGACAGAAAAAGCAAUUCCUGUUAACCACUUAGACAAUGCAGGGGACUUCAGAUUCCAUUCAAGGAAGCUGGCUUCAUCAAGGUAACAAAAUGGACCACUGACACCAGAAGGGGCCUAGGCAGCAAGACAUGGAGGAGGUGGCAUCAGGACGCUGGGCAGGAUCGUGGAGUUUCACAGCGGACCUGUCAGAGAUAAAGAGACGGGAGGUCCGGAGCACGCUAGAGAAAGAGCGAGCAGGAGUCAGAGACCGAGUCUUACGUACACACACACAGAAAGCCGCAGAGACAAACUGUUAGGCUCUCUAGGAGGCCCGGGGGACCCACUCUGCCUAUCGCUACCCGCGGCUGUGCGGCCACUUCAAUGACCCGCAGGUCGCCGGCUGCUGCUCUUCCGAAGGCGGCGGAGAACUAGGGGCGCCGCAGCUGACUCCGACCCGCGCCGCCGCCCGACCUGCGCGCCCUUGGGCACCGACGUCCCCCUGCGCGCCAGCCCGCCGCGGGUCCUCGAGGGGAAGCCCCAGCCAGGAUGGCCCCGGGCCGGGCAGUGGCCGGGCUCUUGCUGCUGGCGGCCGCCGGCCUUGGAGGAGUGGCAGAGGAGCCCGGGCUCGCCUUCAGCGAGGAUGUGCUGAGCGUGUUCGGCGCGAAUCGGAGCCUGUCGGCGGCGCAGCUUGGCCGCCUGCUGGAGCAGCUGGGAGCCGCCCCCAGCCGGGGCGCCGCGGAGCCGGGCCAGCUGCACUUCAACCAGUGUUUAUCUAGCGAAGAGAUCUUUUCCCUUCAUGGCUUUUCAAAUGCCACCCAGAUCACCAGCUCAAACUUCUCUGUCAUCUGUCCAGCAGUCUUACAGCAAUUGAACUUUCACCCUUGCCAGGAUCGGCCCAAGCACAAAACAAAACCAAGUCUUUCAGAAGUUUGGGGAUAUGGAUUCCUGUCAGUGACAAUCAUUAACCUGGCAUCUCUCCUCGGACUGGUUUUGACUCCAUUGAUAAAGAAAUCUUACUUCCCAAAGAUUUUGACCUAUUUUGUGGGGUUGGCUAUUGGGACUCUUUUUUCAAAUGCAAUUUUCCAACUUAUUCCAGAGGCAUUUGGAUUCAAUCCCCAAGUCGACAACUAUGUCGAGAAGGCUGUUGCUGUAUUUGGUGGAUUUUACUUACUUUUCUUUUUUGAAAGAACGCUUAAGAUGCUACUAAAGACAUAUGGUCAGAAUGAUCAUACCCACUUUCACAAUGAUGACUUUGGUCCUCAAGAAAAAGCACAUCAACCUAAAACGUUACCUGCCAUCAAUGGUGUAACGUGCUAUGCCAAUCCUGCUGUCACAGAGCCUAACGGACACAUCCAUUUUGAUAAUGUCAGUGUAGUAUCUCUACAGGAUGGAAAAAGGGAGUCAAGUUCAUGUACCUGUCUGAAGGGGCCCAAACUAUCAGAAAUAGGGACCAUUGCCUGGAUGAUAACACUCAGUGAUGCCCUCCACAACUUCAUCGAUGGCCUGGCCAUUGGGGCUUCCUGCACCUUGUCUCUGCUUCAGGGACUCAGCACUUCGAUAGCGAUCCUGUGUGAGGAGUUUCCUCACGAGUUAGGGGACUUUGUGAUCCUACUCAGUGCAGGGAUGAGUACUCGCCAAGCCUUGCUAUUCAACUUCCUUUCUGCGUGUUCCUGCUACGUUGGGCUCGCUUUUGGCAUUUUGGUGGGCAACAAUUUUGCUCCAAAUAUCAUAUUUGCACUUGCUGGAGGCAUGUUUCUCUAUAUUUCUCUGGCAGAUAUGUUUCCAGAGAUAAAUGAUAUGCUGAGAGAAAAGAUAACGGGAAGAAAAACCGAUUUCACAUUCUUCAUGAUUCAGAAUGCUGGAAUGUUAACGGGAUUCACAACCAUUCUGCUAAUUACCUUGUAUGCAGGAGAAAUCGAUCUGGAGUAAUAAGAAAUGGAAAAUGGUAUUGUUAAUAAAGGCAUUUAAUAAAUAAAAACAUCUCCAA
Messenger RNA from Otolemur garnettii (small-eared galago), 2018 nucleotides. RefSeq names its product solute carrier family 39 member 8 (gene SLC39A8). The record is from RefSeq and is a predicted model, not a curated record. The transcript is spliced from 10 exons. Gene Ontology annotation, cellular component: membrane. Bases 578 to 1960 code for a protein of 460 amino acids. Lineage: Eukaryota; Metazoa; Chordata; Mammalia; Primates; Galagidae. Gene Ontology annotation, biological process: intracellular zinc ion homeostasis; zinc ion import across plasma membrane. Gene Ontology annotation, molecular function: zinc ion transmembrane transporter activity.